This is a messenger RNA of Thlaspi arvense, 1008 nucleotides long. NCBI's taxonomy places the organism in Eukaryota, Viridiplantae, Streptophyta, Magnoliopsida, Brassicales, Brassicaceae. The record is from the annotation of a GenBank genome assembly.
AUGAGCCAUGGGGGAGAAAUAGCCUACAACGCGGUCAUGGCCGCACUUUCCUUCAUUCUCACCCUUCUUCUAGUGAUGCUCUUCUUCCUCUUUUGCAAGAAAAAGCCCAUGGUGGGGUCCCAAGAAAUCAAGCCCACCAAGCUCUCCUGUGCAAGUGCGUAUUCUCUAAUGGACAUAGAUGCUGCCACUGAUGGCUUCAACCAUAGGCGAAUUAUCGGUCAAGGCAGGCUUGGAACUGUCUAUGCAGGGGUGCUUCCAAGAGGCGAGAUGGUAGCAGUGAAGAAGAUCCACCCACGGCUCGUUCUGAGCAAUGCCGGUUUCGGGUUUUCAUCGAUGAUUAAAAGGCUUUCUUUGGCUCGCCACCCUAACAUAGUUUCAAUCUUAGGGUUAUCGGAGGCACCAGGUGAGAGAAUUGUGAUAAUGGAGUUUCUAGGCGUUAUGAGUUUGGACUACUACCUGCAUCAAAAUUCAGAUGGGCCAUCCCUUCUGGAUUGGUCCCGGCGGGUUCGAGUCGCAGCUGGUGUGGCCCGGGGCGUGGAGUACUUGCAUGAAGUGGCGGCACCAUCAAUAGUCCAUGGCUCAAUCAAACCCUCAAAUAUUCUCAUAGAUUUCCAAUUCUGUGCUAGGGUCUGUGAUUAUGGGCUGUCUUUCUUGGCACCACAAGAGAGGAGAGGGCUUGAAGGGUAUGUGGAUGAUGAGUACUGGGUUGGGAAAGGAGGUGUCUCAAAAGAAUGUGAUGUAUAUGGACUGGGGGUUGUUUUGUUGGAGCUUUUGAGUGGGAGGAGCAGUGAGGAUGGCUUGCUUGUCAAUUGGGCGUUGCCUUUGAUCAAGGAUAUGAAUUUCAGUGAAUUAUUGGAUCCCAGGCUUGUAAUUCCCUCUAACUUGAAGCCUCUUGUUAGAUUGGCCAAGGUAGCUGCUGCUUGUGUUGGGAAUUCCAGAAAGAACAGGCCUUCCAUUGUCCAAGUGGCAGCCAUUUUAAACAAUUUGGAGAUGGACCUCUGUCUUUAA